CUGAAAUCAUCCCGCUCUACUGAAAUCCAUUUUGCCAUCAAAUAUUUUUGAACCCCCGCCCAUUCGUCUUUCUUUCCCGAUAGUUGGAUCCCGCCCUAAUUUUCCAGUUCUAAUUCCCCCCCGCCCCACCCCCAAAUCUGAAAUCCUCUCUCUCUCUCUCUCUCUCUCUCUCUUCCCAAUCCCUAAUCUCUCUGCAUCUCGCAACUCAAACCUCCCCCGCAUAAACUCGCGCACAAACACUUUGCUACCCCGAAAGUCAAAAUUCCACACUUUUUCGCGAUCUUAAAAAAAAAAAACCUAACUUCCUCUUAGGGUUUUAGUUAUUUGUUCUUCUAAUUCCUGUGAUUUCUCUCUUACCAAGUGACUCUGCUUCUCUGAUUCGGGACUGCGGUCCAUGGCGAGCGAAACCCUAGAGGAGAAAAAGCCGGAUCAGGAAGCCCCGGUAGAGAGCAAGGAGGAUUCCCCGCCCAAAGUAGUGGAAGAAAAAGUCGACGAGGGUAUGAAAGAGGGGCAGGAAGAAGAGGAUGCCGCGAUGGAAGAAAAGCCUGAGGAAGUGGAAGAAAAACAGGCUGAAGAGAGCGUAAUGAAGGAAGAGGAGAAACAGAAGGAAAACGACAAGGAAGAGGAGAAGCAAGAAGAGAAGGUGGAGCAACCGAUUCAAGAGAACAAGGAGGACCAAAAUUCUGAAGUUCCCCAUGUAAAAGCUGACAAGGGAAACGACGAUGAGCCAGCAGAGGAAGAUGGCAUAGACCGAAAGGAGGAGGCGGAGGAUGAGGACGCCGAGGUUGACAAGGAAGGGGACGUUGAAGACGAAGAAGCAGAGGGUAAGAAAAGUAAUCAAGGUGAAAAGAACACUUCCGAAGCCAGCGAGGAGAAGCAGAGUAAGGAACCCACUGAUAAGAAAGAAGCUGUGACCCCAAGCAAUGAGAGGCCAACCAGGGAGCGGAAGAUGGUUGAAAGAUACUCUAUUCCUGAACGAGGCAGGUCUUCUGCUAGCAAGCCAUUGUCAAUUGAGAAGGGCCGGGGGACACCUCUGAAAGAUAUUCCUAAUGUGGCCUUCAAGUUGUCCAAGAGAAAAGCUGACGAGACUCUGCAGAUCCUACACACUUUACUAUUUGGAAAGAAAGGAAAGGUGCAAAGUAUGAAGAGAAAUAUUGGUCAGUUUUCUGGCUUCGUUUGGACUGGGAAUGAGGAAAAACAGAAGUCAAAAGUUAAGGAGAAGCUUGACAAGUGUGUAAAAGAAAAGCUUAUAGAUUUCUGUGAUGUGCUCAAUAUUCAAGUAACUAAAGCCACGAUGAAAAAGGAAGAACUCACUGUAAAAAUCAUGGACUUCUUGGAAUCCCCACAUGCUACAACUGAUGUUUUGCUUGCUGAUAAGGAACAGAAAGGUAAGAAGCGAAGGUCAAUAACUGGGAAGAACUCAAAUCCUGGUGAAGCAUCAACUAAGAGGCAAAAACAGUCAUCUCAGGCUGAGGAAAAGCAAAAACCCUCUCCCAAAGUUGAGGAAGAAGAUGAGGAGGAUGAUAAAGAUAAAGAUGAAUCUGCAGAUGCACAUGAGGAUUCUCAAGGUGAUGAUGAUAACGAUGAGACUGUUCCCAAAGAUGAAAGUGAUCAGGAUGAGGAUAAAUCGGACGAAGAUGAACCAAAGAAAGAAACACCAAUUCAAAAGUCUUCAUCAAGAAAGAGUGCAAAGGAUGCUCCAAAAAGCAGGGAGAAAGCUACACCUGGUAAGAGCAGCACCCCUGCAAAAAGUCUGCCAAGACCGAAGAAGUCAUCUACUCAGUCAGCUAAACCAAGUGCAGAUACUGAUGCAGGGUCUGGUUCAGUUUUGAAAUCCAAAGGGUCUACAUCUAGGAAACGCAAGGCUGAAGAACAAGAUGUUUCGAAAAAGGAAAAUAGUUCGAAAAAGCAGUCAGGCAAAUCAACUUCAAAAGCUUCUACAAAAGAUCAAGGGAAAGGAAAAUCUGGCAAGAAGGCCAAGGCUGAACCCACCAGGGAUGAGUUGCACGCAGUUGUUGUUGAUAUCCUGAAAGAAGUUGAUUUCAAUACAGCAACUUUGUCUGAUAUACUCAAGCAACUUGGUAAACACUUUGAUGUAGAUCUAAUGCACAGAAAAGCUGAGGUGAAGGAUGUUAUAACUGAAGUUAUAAAUAACAUGUCCGAUGAGGAAGAUGAAGGUGACGAGAAUGCUGAAGCUGGCGGGGAUGCGGACAAAGACGAUGACGUUGAUGAUUAAUUAGGGCUUACAUAGGAAUUUCCCUCUGGAUGACAAAUGUCAUGGAGCAAUUUAAACAAGAGAAGCGAAGGAAAAAACCACUGUUGACAUUUCAACAUCAGAACAUAUCUCCCCAAGAAAACGUAGCCAACUAGGGUUGUUUGUACCAUAUCCUAAUUUGUAACUUCUUUCUUGAACAAGCGGUGUUGAGCUGACAUUAACUUGAUAGUUCUGCCUGACCAGCUCUCCUGCUUCCUUACCCCCUUUCUGUAAUUGCCUUUUACUUGUCACUUGUUAGAUAUAGAGCUCCGAAACAGGUGUUAUUUUAACUUAUGUGCAUCCGUAGCUGUUUGAAGCAGUUGUAGCUUUCUGUAAUUUUGAAGCUUUGUUGGUAUAUUCGUGGACCUAGUUGAUUUAGCUUGUGAGUGAUUGUGAAUUGGUUCUCUUUUGUUUACCGUCUUAUAGGCUUAAAUUUUUUGGUGU
Molecule: messenger RNA, 2698 nt
Organism: Linum tenue
Lineage: Eukaryota; Viridiplantae; Streptophyta; Magnoliopsida; Malpighiales; Linaceae
Source: the annotation of a GenBank genome assembly